Setaria italica (foxtail millet) is the source of this 1972-nucleotide messenger RNA. RefSeq names its product protein G1-like1. Bases 246 to 1058 code for a protein of 270 amino acids. Gene Ontology annotation, biological process: response to light stimulus; mRNA transcription. The transcript has 3 exons. The record is from RefSeq and is a predicted model, not a curated record. Lineage: Eukaryota; Viridiplantae; Streptophyta; Magnoliopsida; Poales; Poaceae. Gene Ontology annotation, cellular component: nucleus.
CCCCCCCGCUGCCGCAGCUGCAGCUCCGUCCUCUCCUCCUCUACAGUCUAGCGGCCUCCCAGCUAUAUACGCCCACCCUCCCACCUCCACUGCGCUCCCCCGUCCUCCCUCCUCGAUCACUGCUACCGCUAGCUCUCGCCAGGAAGGGAAACUGCAUCUGCUGAUCGACGGCCACCAGAGCGGGAGUGUGAUCGACGAGGUCGUCCCGUCCGGAGCUCAGGACUCAGAUCUGAGGCGCGGAGGACAUGCAGGGCGGCGCGGCGGCGGGGGACGCGCCGCGGCCGAGCCGGUACGAGUCGCAGAAGCGCCGGGACUGGCACACGUUCGGGCAGUACCUGCGCAACCACCGGCCGCCGCUGGAGCUGUCGCGCUGCAGCGGCGCGCACGUCCUCGAGUUCCUCCGCUACCUGGACCAGUUCGGCAAGACCAAGGUCCACGCCCAGGGCUGCCCCUUCUUCGGCCACCCCUCGCCGCCGGCGCCCUGCCCCUGCCCGCUCCGCCAGGCCUGGGGCAGCCUCGACGCGCUCGUCGGCCGCCUCCGCGCCGCCUUCGAGGAGCACGGCGGCCGCCCCGAGGCCAACCCCUUCGGCGCCCGCGCCGUCCGCCUCUACCUUCGCGAGGUCCGCGACAGCCAGGCCAAGGCGCGCGGCAUCGCCUACGAGAAGAAGCGCCGGAAGCGCCCGUCCUCGUCCCAACAGGCGCAGCAGCAGCAGCAGCAGGCCGCCACUCCCCCGCCGCACCAGGCUGCGGCUCCCGCCUCCUCGCCGGCCAUGUCGGACGCUGCCGCCGACGCGCGGGCGCCGCACGUCCCGGAGGCCGCCGGGCACCCGCACCACCACUUCUUCAUCCCGCACCCGCAGUUCCUGCACGGCUUCAGCCUGGUGCCGGGCAACCACCACCACCACCCAGAAGCGGUCGCCGCUGGCAAUGGCAGCAGCAGCAGCAGCAGCGCCGGCGGUGCCGGUGCCGGCAGCGGGGACGAGCUAGCGCUGGCGAUGGCCGCGGCGGCGGAGGCGCACGCGGCGGGGUGCCUGCUGCCGCUGUCAGUGUUCAACUAGCCUUGUAGCUAGCCGGAUCGAGGUUGUGCUUCCUUAUAUUGCUUCCUUUCCGUGGUUUUCUCUUCUUUUGAGAUGGCAUGCAUCCUCUUUGUCCCAAUAUUGGCAGUGUCUUGAUCGAUCUGCCCGUUCGAAUUUCAGGUAUAUCUUUUGCCCUAAUUGAUUGAUAAAUAUUACUCUCAAAGCUAAGUGGUUCCAAUUUCUGGGUUCUUUGUUCUUAGUUAUCUUGAUUUUUCGUAUGAAUUAUAAGUUUAUAACCGCUUGUCAGAUUGUAUAUACUGUAAAUCAUGUAUGUAUGAUCACUUCUGUGUACAAAAUUAAAGGAUUAUCCAAAUAAACAUCAACCAGCAGUCUUCUUGGUGAUAAAAAAGAGAACCGCGCAAAAUUCAGAUUUUACUCUUAACUAUAAAAUAGAAAGGAUCUUUCUCUUACUGUUCAAACAAGAAUAUGCAUAUAUUUACAUGAUCUGGAGAAAUUUUGAGUAAAAAACAUAAUUGUAGCUAAGUAGUAGUCGCAGCAGCAAAACCCGUUCAAAUUAUGCAUAUAUCGUUGAAGGUAAACGACUAAACAUGAAAAGAUUUAUUUUUGUUCCUUCGCGAAUGUCUGGAAGCACGUUUUUCAUCAAGACAAGAUGAUUACCUGCUCAAAUUAUUCAGAAGAGCGUUGGCUGGACCAUCACUCAUUGUUCAUGCACUGUGCUCUGGUGGAUUUCUGCAAAUAACAGUAACCAACUCCGAAAUAGGAAAAGACCGGAAAGCUUAGUACUAUGAAAACAACUGUACUUGAUCUUCCACGUCCAUGUGUUCUCGUGGUCGUUAAUAAUAAGCUUUCAUAGUUUUGGUAACAGUACACACAGUUUCAUCCUCAUAAAAUUCCUUCCCUUACCUUCAUAAUUGUAAUUACGUUGCUAUUUCAUU